AUGGAGAAAAUCAAUCGUAUUAAGCAAAUUAGUAAGAAUAUUACAAUUGUGGGUAGUACAUUAUCGCUUACUAGUUCUACUAUAAGUGGUGGCUUAUCAUUAUCUGGUUAUUCUCAAGAAGGAGGUUUUUUGUCAUUAGCUGGAAAUGGAUGCACAAAAGUCAAAAGUAGAAUUGGAGACGAAAAGUUUUAUAGAGACAGGAGGAGCUUUAGAGAAAGUUGGAUAGAAUUAGUUGAUAUUUAUGAGGAUUUAUAUUUACUUAGCCAUAUUUCCAAGAAUUUUCCUGUAGAAGUGGAUGAAGCUCUUUCCAAUUUUGUUGAAGUAUUAUCUAAAGUAAACCAAGUAAAUUAUGAGCAAAAUGAUGAAGAAAAUGAGGAAUUAACAAUAAAGAAAGAGUCAAGUAAUAUAGUAAUCGAGGAUACUACUAGACCAUAUUUUAUAGAACUAAAUAGUAUAAAUAUACAACUUUAUACGACAAUGUCAGGCUUUACACACCGUUCAUUAUGGGAGAAUACAUCAACUAAAUCAGAUACUGUGUUACAACCAGUUUCACAAUGUUCGGAAACUACAUCAUACGUAGCACCAGCUACUAAAGAAAACAUCUUAAAAGAUAAAGAAUUAUUAAAAAAAUGGAAAGAAAAUGGCAACAAUAUUGCUGAAAAAAUAAAAGAAUUAGUAGAAAAAAUAGAUGCUUAUCGUAAAAAGUUGGUAUCAUAUUCGCUACAAUUUCAAAAUUCUCUUUUGAAACCGCAACUUUAUCAAUAUCCUUCUUCACAACCACAACCUAAUCAAUAUCCUCCUUUUCAAUCAAGCCAAUCAAAACCUUAUCAAUAUCUUUCUUCACAACCACAACCUAAUCAAUAUCCUCCUUUGCAAUCAAGUCAAUCAAGACCUUAUCAAUAUCCUUCUUCAAAAUCACAACCUACUAAUCAAUAUCCUCCUUUGAAAUCGUAA
Molecule: messenger RNA, 954 nt
Organism: Rhizophagus irregularis DAOM 181602=DAOM 197198
Lineage: Eukaryota; Fungi; Glomeromycota; Glomeromycetes; Glomerales; Glomeraceae
Source: RefSeq, a predicted model, not a curated record